CCUGGUCUCGCUUCUUCACCGUCCUGUUCUCCUGUCCCGGUCGGCUUUUUAAUGCCGGCAUUUUUCAUAACGGCGUCGGCGGGUGGGCCGUUUCUCCGUUUUUCUAGAUGCAGCCGUCACUCAGCGUCUGAGCCUCGUCGCCGGCGGCUGUCCGUCAAACCGUGACAGGCGUUUAAUUUACGAGCGCCUCCGGCAGGAGAGCAGGAGCGAGGAGGAGCACGGCCCGGCCGCCGACCCCAACGCCCCGAACGGCCGCCCCGCCAACCCUCCGAUGCUCUCCACUUUAGUGCGAAUCCCGUUUUCCCAUCCGAGCCGACUUCUAGAGAUUUCGCCCUUUCUGGACACUGAGAUGGGAAAAGCCGUUCUCGGCGAGGCUUCCCAGAAACAGGUGUCCUUUUGCUGAGAACUCGCUUACACGAAAGCCUUGCCGACCCGUUACUGGUAUUAUACGGAAUCUUAAGCACCAAUGUUCGGAGACAGCAUAUUGUAAAAACAUUGAGAAAUUUUUUGUAUACUGAACAAUUCAAGAUGGCGUUGCCAAGUAUGGCGAGGUGUUAUGUCGACGUCAACUCGAGCAAGCCAAAGGACUACUGGGAUUAUGAGUCGUAUGCAGUCGUCUGGGGUGACCAAGACAAAUAUCAUUUAGUGAAAAAAUUAGGUCGUGGGAAAUACAGCGAAGUAUUUGAAGCGAUUAACGUAGUAGACAAUGAACAAUGUGUAAUAAAAAUGUUGAAACCUGUCAAAAAGAAGAAGAUAAAGCGAGAGAUAAAGAUUCUGGAAAAUCUCAAGGGAGGAAAAAAUAUUAUUACACUAUUAGAAGUUGUUAAAGACCCAGUUUCAAGGACACCUGCACUUAUAUUUGAGUAUAUUGAUAAUACUGAUUUUAAGUUGCUUUACCAGAGGUUGACAGACCAGGAUAUACGUUACUACAUCUAUGAAUUGUUGAAAGCUUUAGAUUUUUGCCACAGCAUGGGAAUCAUGCACAGGGAUGUGAAACCGCAUAAUGUUAUGAUUGAUUACAACAAAAAGAAACUCAGGCUAAUCGAUUGGGGUUUGGCUGAAUUCUACCAUCCAGGACAAGAGUAUAAUGUUCGAGUCGCUUCGAGAUACUUCAAAGGCCCUGAGCUAUUAGUUGACUACCAAAUGUAUGACUAUUCGCUAGACAUGUGGUCUCUGGGCUGCAUGUUCGCAAGUAUGAUUUUCCAAAAGGAACCAUUUUUCCAUGGCCACGACAAUUAUGAUCAGCUUGUGAGGAUUACACGCAUUCUCGGUACUGACGAUCUCUUUGCUUAUCUUGAGAAAUUCCAAAUUGAAUUGGACCCGAGGUUCGGUGAGCUCCUUGGGAGACACACGAAGAAACGGUGGGACCGCUUUGUUGCUUCUGACAACCAGCAUCUGAUUUCUCCUGAGGCGAUUGAUUUCUUAGACAAACUACUCCGCUAUGAUCACAGUAUGAGGCUGACGGCUAGAGAAGCCAUGGAACAUCCGUACUUUUAUCCAGUUACCAAAAAUAGUUCAGAAUCCCCGACAGCUGCAGAUCAACGGAGAUGCCAGGCACAAGAGAAAGGAUCCAAGAUGGUCAGAAUGGGUAUUAAGAACUGACUUAGGAUAUCGUAAUGAAGUUUUUGUUAGCCAAUAAACAACCGG
Cimex lectularius (bed bug) is the source of this 1647-nucleotide messenger RNA. RefSeq names its product casein kinase II subunit alpha-like. Gene Ontology annotation, biological process: protein phosphorylation. The record is from RefSeq and is a predicted model, not a curated record. Lineage: Eukaryota; Metazoa; Arthropoda; Insecta; Hemiptera; Cimicidae. Gene Ontology annotation, cellular component: nucleus; protein kinase CK2 complex; cytosol. The transcript is spliced from 4 exons. Gene Ontology annotation, molecular function: ATP binding; protein serine/threonine kinase activity. The coding region runs from base 529 to 1602 and encodes 357 amino acids.